Messenger RNA from Macadamia integrifolia, 2115 nucleotides. Its product is annotated as serine carboxypeptidase-like. Gene Ontology annotation, cellular component: vacuole. Lineage: Eukaryota; Viridiplantae; Streptophyta; Magnoliopsida; Proteales; Proteaceae. The transcript is spliced from 9 exons. The record is from RefSeq and is a predicted model, not a curated record. Gene Ontology annotation, molecular function: serine-type carboxypeptidase activity. Bases 455 to 1960 code for a protein of 501 amino acids. Gene Ontology annotation, biological process: proteolysis.
CUCUCUCUCUCACACACACACACAUUCAGUCCAUUCUUUCACACACAUUCAGUCCAUUCUUAAAGACUUGAGAGCACUAAAAUAUUGUGCCGUGGCAGGGAAGAAAGCUCGUUUCUCUCCCUUGCACGCACCAUUUAUCAUUUGACAGUUUUUUUUCCCUCCGUAAUCCCUCCUGCUUUUGGAAUUUGGAUCCAUCCUUCUCUGGGUCUUCACUCCAAUCGACUGUCUUCUCUUCUAUAUCUUUCUCCCUCAUCCCUCUAAAUGGGAUUUCUUUCCCUAUACAAUACUGCUUCAUUCUCCAUUAUCCAAUUCACACGUUACUAUGCAACUUCUCUUCUUCCACUCUCCUCUCCCAAACAAAAACUCUUCUCUAUAAAUUCCUCUCAGACCCACCAACCAAAAGGUCCAAACCUCCUACCCAUUAUCUUAAAAAAAGCAUUGAUCGAAGCAAGCAAUGCAGACAAACCUUCUUCUCUUAGUUUUCGCUAUCCUCCUUAUUCCAAUCUCUUCUGCCACUGCAACUCCGAUCCUUGAUGGUUAUGACCUUCAUCCAGAUGCCAAUCUCCCCUCUGUGCAAGCAGAGAAGCUAAUCCGACAGCUUAAUCUCCUCCCCAAGGACGCCCUUGACUCUCCCAUCGCUUCCCAAGCCGUCCCUCCCCACCCCAAGAUAGUCGAGAAACGCUUCACGUUACCUAACCUUGCUGCUUCCCCUGAUGUUUCCGUCGAAGACCUCGGUCAUCAUGCCGGAUACUAUCAGCUCAAGAAUUCCUACGCUGCCAGGAUGUUCUACUUUUUCUUUGAAUCACGAAACAGCAAGGAUGAUCCCGUCGUUAUUUGGUUGACUGGGGGUCCAGGGUGUAGCAGUGAGUUGGCUAUUUUCUAUGAAAAUGGGCCUUUCAAAAUUGCAAACAAUUUGUCCCUUGUAUGGAACGAUUACGGAUGGGACAAGGUAUCAAAUCUUCUAUAUGUUGAUCAGCCUACUGGAACUGGUUUUAGUUAUAGUUCUGACAAUCGUGACACUCGUCAUGAUGAAGCAGGUGUUGGCAAUGAUCUAUAUGACUUCCUGCAGGCAUUUUUUGCUGAGCAUCCUGAAUACGCGAAGAAUGAGUUCUAUAUUACAGGAGAAUCAUAUGCUGGGCAUUAUAUUCCUGCUGUUGCUGCUCGCGUUCACCAAGGGAACAAAGCUAAAGAGGGCAUUCAUUUAAACCUCAAAGGAUUUGCAAUUGGAAAUGGACUCACAGAUCCUGCAAUCCAGUACCAAGCAUACCCAGAUUUCGCAUUGGACAUGGGCUUAAUUAAGGAAUCUGACUUCAGUAUUGUUAACAAAUUGCUUCCAGUUUGUGACAUGGCAAUAAAGCUUUGCGGCACCGAUCAUAAAAUCCCAUGCAUAGCAUCAUAUGUUGUUUGCAACUCCAUAUUCAAUAUGAUCGUGGGGCAUGCCGGUGAUAUCAAUUACUAUGAUGUCAGAAAGAAGUGUGAGGGGAGCCUUUGCUAUGAUUUCUCAAACAUGGAGAAGUUCCUGAACCAGAAAUCUGUUAGGGAUGCAAUUGGAGUGGGGAACAUUGAAUUUGUUUCAUGUAGCCCUACCAUUUACCAAGCCAUGAUGGUGGACUUGAUGAGGAAUCUGGAAGUUGGUAUACCUGCUCUUCUUGAGGAUGGAAUCAAGAUGCUGAUAUAUGCCGGGGAGUAUGAUCUCAUUUGCAAUUGGCUUGGGAACUCAAGGUGGGUUCAUGCCAUGGAAUGGUCUGGUCAGAAAGAGUUUGUCGCUGCUCCAACUGUCUCUUUCGUGGUUGAUGGUGGAGAAGCAGGACAAAUGAAAAGCCAUGGUCCUCUCACUUUCCUCAAGGUCCAUGAUUCUGGUCACAUGGUCCCAAUGGAUCAGCCCAAGGCUGCCUUGGAGAUGCUGAAGAGAUGGACUCAAGGGCAGCUUUCAGAACAAGGUCAGGUGGCUGACAUAUGAUUUUCUCAGAUAUGUUAUCCAUCUUCAGUGGUAUUGGUAAACCAUUUACAGUUUCCCCAAUUUCUGGCUCCCUUCUGGAGGUGCUUGUGAAUAUGUUCCCUGACUCUGGUUUAUGCUACUCCAUGCAUUUCAUAAAAAUAUUUUUGGAUUUACUA